UGAGAGGAGGGACUUGGCCUGCGAAGGGGCGGGUCCGGGGACUUUGCUACGUGUCUCCAGCCUAUAACAGCGCCUGCAGCCGCCGGGUCUGAACUCACUUAGCUCUGCUCUAGCGCUGCCUCCUGCCUCUCUCAUCGUCCCAGCAUGUCCCAAACGGGCCACAUAUUGCGAUCCACGAAUGUGGUUUACCAGUCGCACCAUGUCACCAGGAGUAAAAGAGGGCAAGUCGUGGGCACCAGAGGGGGCUUUCGUGGCUGCACCGUGUGGCUGACAGGUCUCUCUGGUGCAGGUAAGACGACCCUAGGCUUUGCUUUGGAAGAGUACCUCGUCACUCAUGCCAUCCCCUGCUACUCUCUCGAUGGAGACAACAUUCGUCAUGGGCUGAACAAAAACCUGGGCUUCUCCUCAGCUGACCGAGAAGAAAAUAUCCGCCGUAUUGCUGAGGUUGCCAAGCUAUUUGCAGACGCUGGUCUGGUCUGUAUCACCAGCUUCAUCUCACCCUACACCAAGGAUCGUGAGGAAGCGAGGAAAGUUCACCAAUCUGCCGGCCUCCCAUUUUUUGAGAUCUUUGUUGAUGCCCCACUGGAUAUCUGUGAAAGUCGAGAUGUUAAGGGUUUGUACAAGAAGGCCAGAGCAGGAGAAAUUAAGGGAUUCACAGGAAUUGACUCUGGAUAUGAGAAGCCCGAGGCUCCUGAACUUGUGUUGAAAACUAACGUCCACUCUGUGAAUGAUUGUAUCCAGCAGAUUGUGGAGCUGUUGCAGGAACAGGCGAUUGUCCCGUCGGGAGCUACAAACGAAGUCCAUGAACUGUUUGUUCCAGAAAACAAGUUGGAUGAGGUGAAGCGGGAAGCUGAGACUUUGCCGUCAAUAGGGAUCAAUAAGGUUGACCUCGAGUGGGUGCAAGUUCUUAGCGAAGGCUGGGCCACUCCUCUCAAGGGCUUCAUGCGCGAGAGGGAAUAUCUACAGGUUCUUCACUUCGACAUUCUCUUAGAUGACCGGAACCAUAACUCAUACGGCAAGUUCAAUGGAGGAACCAUCAAUAUGAGUAUCCCCAUUGUGUUACCCGUCUCCACCGAGGACAAGGAGCGACUGGCCGAUGCUGAAUCGAUUGCGCUCAAAUAUCAGGGCAAGAAUGUGGCGAUUCUGCGCAACCCAGAAUUCUUUGAACACAGAAAGGAGGAGAGGUGCGCCCGAGUUUGGGGUACCACUUGUGCAAAGCACCCCCAUAUAAAGAUGAUACUGGAGAGUGGUGAUUGGCUUGUUGGUGGAGAACUAGAAGUCCUGGAGAGAAUCAGAUGGGGAGAUGGUUUGGAUCAGUACCGACUCACUCCUCUGGAAUUAAAGCAGAGAGCAAAGGACAUGAAUGCAGAUGUCGUAUUCUGUUUCCAGCUGCGCAAUCCGGUGCAUAAUGGCCAUGCGUUGCUGAUGCAGGACACACGGCGCCGCCUGCUGGCCAGAGGAUACAAGUGCCCCGUUCUCCUGCUUCAUCCCCUCGGGGGUUGGACUAAAGAUGACGAUGUGCCUUUAGACUGGCGCAUGAAGCAACACGAUGCUGUGCUGGAGGAGGGGGUCCUGGAUCCAAAGACCACCAUUGUGGCCAUCUUCCCAUCCCCAAUGCUCUAUGCCGGACCCACCGAGGUUCAGUGGCACUGCAGGGCCCGGAUGAUCGCGGGGUCCAACUUCUACAUUGUGGGGCGUGACCCGGCGGGGAUGCCCCACCCAGAAACCAAACAGGACCUCUAUGAAGUGACACACGGCGGAAAAGUGUUGGCCAUGGCCCCCGGCCUGACAUCUGUCGAGAUUAUUCCAUUCAGAGUCGCCGCGUACAAUAAAAAGAAUAAAGCCAUGGAGUUUUAUGACAAAGAAAGACACAACGAAUUUGACUUCAUCUCGGGCACUCGCAUGAGGAAACUGGCGCGGGAAGGACAAAACCCACCCGACGGUUUCAUGGCCCUCAAAGCCUGGAAAGUCCUGACAGAUUAUUACUGCUCCUUGGAGAAGAACUGUUGACUCUGGAGCCGCGGCCGGAGAGAGAUUGUAGCCUAGUUAUUUUAUAAUUAACCAUUAUUUUAUAUGCCAA
Molecule: messenger RNA, 2080 nt
Organism: Xenopus laevis (African clawed frog)
Lineage: Eukaryota; Metazoa; Chordata; Amphibia; Anura; Pipidae
Gene: papss2.L
Product: bifunctional 3'-phosphoadenosine 5'-phosphosulfate synthase 2-like
Exons: 13
Coding region: 145-2010 (621 amino acids)
Source: RefSeq, a predicted model, not a curated record